This is a messenger RNA of Penicillium odoratum, 810 nucleotides long. RefSeq lists its product as uncharacterized. Bases 1 to 810 code for a protein of 269 amino acids. Gene Ontology annotation, cellular component: nucleolus; catalytic step 2 spliceosome; striated muscle dense body. The record is from RefSeq and is a predicted model, not a curated record. The transcript has 2 exons. Lineage: Eukaryota; Fungi; Ascomycota; Eurotiomycetes; Eurotiales; Aspergillaceae. Gene Ontology annotation, molecular function: actin filament binding.
AUGGUAAAACCUCUCUCAUUCAAAGGCGACAAGCCGAAGAAACGCAAGGUCCGCACCGAAGAUCCCGAAGGCAAGAUCUCAAAAGCCCGCAAAACCUCCGAAAACGACAACGAUGAAAACCCAGACGACACAAGUUGGGUCUCCGCCGACGCGCCAACCGAUCUAGGUGGUCCAAUCGUCCUAGUCUUACCAUCGGAUAAACCUACAUGCGUGGCUAGCGAUCCGAAUGGUGUGGUUUUUGCGAGCGAGCUGGAGAAUCUGGUAGAGGGGGAUGCGGCGACGGCGGAGCCGCAUGAUGUGCGACAGGUCUGGGUUGUUACCAAGGUUGCAGGGACGGAGGGAUUCAGUUUCAAGGGACAUCAUGGAAAAUACCUCGGCUGCGACAACCAUGGACUCUUCACAGCAACGGCUUCAGCAGUCGGUCACUACGAAUCUUUCAUCGUCAUUCCGUCACCCGAUAUCCCUGGCACAUUCUAUCUCCAGACACGCGGCGGGGAUGCGGAGACUUUCCUCUGUGUAAAGGAGAAUGGGAAAGCAUCUGCUGGUGUGGAGAUCCGGGGUGAUGCGGAGAGUAUUUCGUUCGAGACUGGGGUACGGAUACGGAUGCAGGCGAGGUUUAAGCCUCGGCUUAAGGCGUCAAAGGAGUCUAAGGCUUAUGAGAAGAUUAGUCAGAAGGAAUUGGAGGCGAUUGUGGGGAGGAAGUUGGAGGCGGAGGAGGUUAAGAAGUUGAGGAGGGCGAGGAGAGAGGGUGAUUUUCAUGAAGUUAUGUUGGAUAUCAAGGUUAAAGGGAAGCAUGAUAAGUUUGCUUAA